Messenger RNA from Camellia sinensis, 2404 nucleotides. RefSeq lists its product as uncharacterized. Gene Ontology annotation, molecular function: RNA binding. The record is from RefSeq and is a predicted model, not a curated record. NCBI's taxonomy places the organism in Eukaryota, Viridiplantae, Streptophyta, Magnoliopsida, Ericales, Theaceae.
CUAACCCUCGACGCUUCUCUUCUUAUCUAGGGUUUUCACAACUCUCUCUCUCUCUCUCUCUCUCUUGAUUCAAGGUGAGCUUCGACCAUCACUCGAACAACCAUGGCCGAUGAGGUACAGUAUUCAUCUAGUACAGACUCAACCCCCAAAAAGCGCAAGUACGAUGACCAGACGACUCCGCCGUCCUCCGGCGGCGCACGGCGGACCACCGGUUUCUCAGCUCCGAUCGCGUCUCAGUCGCCGGAUUCAGGAAACGCGCCUCCUUCGUACAACAGCGUUCCUCCACCUGUUGAUGACAUCCAGCUAGCGAAGCAGCGCGCGCAGGAGAUUGCUGCGCGUCUCUUCAACAACGCUGAAGCGAAGCGACCUAGGGUUGAGAAUGGUUCGGGAUUUGAUUCCAGCGAUAUUAAGGGUUUCAGCUAUGGUUCUACUGAUGCUGUGCAGAAGCCUAUGAUUUCGAAUGUAACUCACGCAUCGAUUCCAGUUUCAUACGGGUACCCGGGAACAAGCAAAAAGGUUGAUAUUCCGAAUGGCAGGGUUGGUGUGAUUAUUGGGAAAGGUGGAGAAACCAUAAAGUAUCUUCAGCUUCAAUCUGGAGCUAAGAUUCAAGUCACAAGGGACAUGGAUGCAGACCCAAAUUCCCUAACUCGGAUGGUUGAACUUAUGGGUACUCCAGAUCAAAUAGCGAAGGCUGAGCAAUUGAUACAUGAUGUUCUUUCUGAGGCUGAAGCAGGGGGUUCUGGAUUAGCUUCUCGGAGGGUUACUGGACAACUACCUGGUGCUGAGCAAUUUGUAAUGAAAAUCCCAAACAACAAGGUUGGUCUGGUAAUUGGUAAAGGAGGUGAGACCAUUAAAAAUAUGCAAGCCAGGUCAGGUGCUCGUAUUCAGGUGAUUCCUCUGCACCUUCCCCCAGGUGACACUUCAGCAGAGCGAACAUUACAGAUAGAUGGGACCAGUGAACAGAUUGAGGCUGCAAAACAGUUGGUGGCCGAAGUUACCAGUGAGAAUCGACUUAGAAAUCCAUCAAUGACUGGAGGAUAUUCUCAGCAAGGUUACCAAGCACGUCCACCGACUAGCUGGGCUCCUCCUGGUCCUCCAAUGCAGCAACAACCUGGUUAUGGUUACAUGCAGCCUGGAGCAUAUCCUAGCCCGACCCCACAAUACAACAUGUCUCAGCCACAAUACCCUGGUUAUCCUUCUCAAGCAGCAUCGGGUGGUUAUGCUACUGGUUGGGACCAGACAACUGGUGCACCUAAUCAGCAGACGGCUCAGGGAGGCACUUACGAUUACUAUAGCCAGCAGACUCAGCAGCAGCAAGCCCCUGGUGGGAGCGCAGCACCUACAGAUAAUACCAGUUAUGGUUAUGGCCAGCCACCAGCUUCCGGCUAUAGUCAACAAGGUUAUACUCAGGAUGGCUACGGUGGAUAUGCACCCGCUCCACAAACUGGGUAUGGUCAGCCCCAGUCAACUCCUGUUCAGGGGUAUGAUCAACAGCAAGGUUAUACUUCGACUCCUGGUUAUGGUAAUGUGACCAACCCAACCUCAGAGGGGCAAACACCUUCUUAUGGAGGAGCUCAGGCUGAUACCACCCAAGCCCCUCCACCUGUCCAGUCACAGCAAGGGUACAACACGACUCAGCCGCCCAACACUAACCCUGCUAGUUAUCCAACUCAAGGAUCUACCCAGCCAGGUUAUGGAGUCCCCACUUCCCAGUCUGGUUAUGGGACUCAACCAGCUUCUGGAUAUGGGCCCAACUAUGGUCCACCUCAGGCUCAAAAACCUCCCGCUGGUCAGGCAGCUUAUGGGCAGCAGCCCCAACAGUCACCCGGUGCCCAAGGUGGCUAUGUUCAGUCUGGAUAUCCUCAGUCUCAGCCCCCACCAGCCGCUCAAGCAGGUGGUUAUGCUCAGCCAGAUUCUGGUGCCCAGCGGGCUCCGCCCUCUGGUUAUGGCGCUUCAGCAGCUCAACCAGGGUAUGGCGCCCCACCUUAUGGUGCACCUCCAGUGACUCAACCAGGGUAUGGGCAGCAGCAGCUGCCAUACAACAGCUCUUACGGUGGUGGUUAUUCUCAGCCACCGGCUUAUUCUGCUGAUGGAGCACCAACUUCUCAGGCUGUUCAGCCUGGUGGGGUUGCCAAAGCUUCACCCAAAAGUUGAGAUGUGUGGUGAGUGGAUGGAUUGUGGUUAAAACAACAUAUGCUCUCAUUUUGGUGCUUAAUUGGGGUUUGUGUAAUAGGAUUUUACUUAGUUUCAGUCAGGUUUUGUAGUUGUAUUAGACCUAAAUACAAUUUGAGGAUGAAUUUGAGUUGUCUGUUAUGGAUGGUUAAUUGUUGGUCUGGUUUGGACAAAUGCUUUUAGGUGUUUUGUAUUUAUGUUAUCUUUCUGCCUUGCUGCGCUGUUUAGAUUG